This is a messenger RNA of Pogona vitticeps (central bearded dragon), 3172 nucleotides long. Lineage: Eukaryota; Metazoa; Chordata; Lepidosauria; Squamata; Agamidae. The record is from RefSeq and is a predicted model, not a curated record.
AAAUGUGCUACGUUGAAAUACUGUAUAGGAAAGAAACUCCUUUUGCAUCGUUGACAGGAACGUUUUGCACAAGGUCUUUGUUUCUAGCCCGGCCCGACGGAACGGCGCACACAGAGGAAAACGCGACCGGCAACGAAGAGACGCUGUUGCCAUGGCGACCAAAAGCCACUCUGACCAAAUGGAGGGGUCGGGACACUUUUAUUCUAGUUGUGCAGAGGAACAGAGUCUGAAAAACAGUAGUGACAGCAUUGAGACCUUGACAGAGGAAAUGGAAGAUAGUGAAACAGAAAGCACCAUCUCUACUUAUGCGUUCUCAUCUGAAAGUUCAGAAAGAAAUAAUGAAGUUUUAACUCCAUUACUGUCUUCACAUCAAAUGAGUAAAAAUUCUACAGUACUAAGAAAAAGAUACAUUUCCCCUUAUACAGUGAGAACUAAAAAAACAGAAGAAAAACAAAAAGAACAUCUACAUGGCCACAAGAGUCCUCUGCAAUCAUCAGUGGUAUCAAGAAGGUCAGGACUUCAGGAUGGUUCCACACAUCAAACAGAAUCAGUUCAGAGAAGUGAUAGAAUAUCAGAACUAGUCAGCUACAAAUCAAACACUACAAAUAAUUUUGGCCUUAUAUCACCAUCCAAGAGAAACAGACCUGUCAGUGCUCUACCAGGUCAACUAAGAUUUCAAAUGUUUUCUUCCCCAAAAUUACACUUGGCACAGAAGGCCUCUGAAGUACCCCACAUUUUUAGACGACAACCACAGAUACUCAGAGUGACUGCUUAUAAAAAUGGAAUAGUAAAUGUAUUUGCUAAAAUUGCUGUGCCACCUUCCAUUAAACUCCUGCUAGAGGAGAGCACUGAAAAGCUGAAGCUGAAUACGGCUGCAAGACGAGUCUUCUUGGCAGACGGCACCGAAGCACUGGAUGCUAGAGACAUACCCCAUGAUGCUGACGUUUAUAUUUCAACUGGAGAGCCCUUUUCAAAUCCAUUCAAAAAAAUCAAAGACCAUCUGUUGUUAAUGAAGAAUGCAACUUGGACACUGAAUGGUCUAGCCUUUCCUAGAGGUAUCAACAGAAGAAAAGCCAAGCCUGUGCUUUCUAAACGAAUGAAGAGACUCAUAAAGAAGGCCUCAAUCAGAGUUUUGGUGUUCAAGAAUGGCACGGGACAGGAUGGUUAUGAGAUAUCAGUUUCCCCAGACCAAGCAGAAAAGUUUUUAGAUAUUUGUACCACAAGAUUGAACCUCACUUUACCAGCAAAAUAUAUCUACAAUACACAUGGAGAAAGAAUGGAAGAUCUCACAAGUGUUCCUCUGCUUGACAAAUGUCUGCAAAAUUCCAUCACACCUCUGCGAGGACCUCUUUGGGUGUCUAAGGGAGAAGGUUUCAGCCCCUUUGGAGCAAAGAUGUAUAUCCAAGGAGUACUAUUGGCCUUACACCAACGAUUAAAAUCUGAAAAAAACUACUGUGAACAGGUGGAUUUAGCCAUUGAAGGACAGAAAGAGAAGAUUACAGACAAAAGCAUUCUAUCAAUGAAGAAGGAAGAAUUAUGUUUAGAACAAGGCAAAGUGAAAAAGUUGAUUGAUGAAUUGCAGGCAGCCAUCAAGAGCUACAAAGGUCACCUCUCUCAACUUGCCCCUCAGUUACGGGCUGAGCAGGAGCAAUGCACUUCAUAUGUCUACCAACAUAUUAAAGAACUUCCUGCAAACACAGUGCUCUCACAAGGGCUACAGCUAAAGGUGUAUGAAAAUGGGAAAGACACUGGCGAGACUCUUGUUUACAUCAGUAGGAAGGAGAUGGAAAGCAGUUGCGGGAGUCAAUCCAAUGCUGUGCUGGAAAGGGUACAGCAUAUAAUUCACCAAAGACUCCAGAGUUUGGCAGAUUUCAGACCAUCGGGUCUGAGUCGCUUCCCCACUCAGCUUUUUGAUGAGACUGGGAAAGAAAUUAAAAAUCCAUUUUUAUUGCAGAAUGAGCAAAAGAUUUGGGUUUCUUAUGGUGAAGAUUACAGGUCUCCUUUAAAUCCUGUUCUGAGCUUGACCUUUGACAGAGUGACAGCAGCUGAAAAGAAUGGCAUCACAGUUAUUUAUAAAACACUUCUGGAUCCCACUGUUGAAUUGCUGCCUGGACGCGACAACUGGGAACCUUGUGGUGGAUUUCCACGGAAUUUUGAAUUUACAAAUCAUCAGGAACAUCAAAUAUUGGAAACUGUGGAGCUAGAUAGCCAUUUUAUACAAUAUAAGCGCGACCCGCAGAUGGUUCUUCUUGUGUCUCUUACCAUGGAAAAUAUGAAGAAAGAUAUUCUCAAACAAAAUAACCAUCAAGAUCUAAUAUCCGCCACUGCAUGCUGGCCUCUUUCUAAUGUUUGGCUGGUCACAAAGGAUGGAAUGAUUCUUAGUCGAGCUAUAGCACAAAGCAGUCUAGCUGUUGGUCAUCCAAUCAGAAUUGUGAUUCAAGACGGCAUACCUGUGGAAGGCUAUAAGUUAAAUCUGCAGAAAAGAGACAAAAACAAUAAAUAUCAAUACUGGGAGUUUGGAAAUGAUGGCUGUAUCCAUUCUAAGGCUUACCCUGAGUUUGUUCUGACCUACCUAGAGGAGCUAAAUGUAAGAGAGGAGGUGACCGAGACGGAAUACUGCACACACCAUGGGGCCCAGUCUGCAGGUCAUCAAGAGACAGAUAGCAACGCAGCAGAAGAGGUCACUGUACCAAGCCAGAGGCAGGAGCUACAAAAUAGUGUCUCAAAUUGCAGUGAGAAACAACUUUCAGGACCUUUGGACGCCCACUUAAUGCCUGAAGGUCCCUUAAGGGAGAAUGGGCAACUGACAGUAGCGCUGGUGAGGAAAUUGGAAGAGAAACAUCCUAAGGCCUCUGCUCAAAGGUGGGCCAUUAAACAUGAAGGAAUAAGUAAACCUGGUCAAUGGAAACAAUCAAAAGUGGACAAUCCUUUGUGGAAUAAAUUGACUUAUAUGUGGCCUGUGCUUCCAAAUGGAGAACUGAACCAGGCUUUUGACUGGCCUAUUGAAGGACUACUGAUUCCAAACAGCCCUCCUUUAAAGAUACCUGUUGGCAAGAAUUCAGACAGCUACAUACCUUUGAAACUAAGAGUUUUGAGAAAUGGAGACCCAGAAAAAAACAAGGCCAUCUCUGUCCUUGGACCUGAUUUCACAACUGCAGUGAAGAAACAGUAA